Bacillus rossius redtenbacheri is the source of this 5540-nucleotide messenger RNA. It is a transcript of the gene Ugalt, whose product is annotated as UDP-galactose translocator. Gene Ontology annotation, molecular function: UDP-galactose transmembrane transporter activity. The record is from RefSeq and is a predicted model, not a curated record. NCBI's taxonomy places the organism in Eukaryota, Metazoa, Arthropoda, Insecta, Phasmatodea, Bacillidae. Gene Ontology annotation, cellular component: Golgi membrane. Gene Ontology annotation, biological process: pyrimidine nucleotide-sugar transmembrane transport. The transcript has a single exon. Bases 266 to 1258 code for a protein of 330 amino acids.
UUUCAAUACUUUGUGGACGUUGACAUUUGACACAGUCUGGGUCUGGUUUGAACAAGUGGUGCGGGCUACGUGGCGAAAUGUUGGCAACAUAACCUGCUUGAAUAGAGCGACGUGAGGUAUCUCGGUAGAGCGAAUCGGGCGAAUAAUGAAGUUGAUUGCCGUGGGUUCAUCGCACGCGCUGCUGUGACAGGAGAGCGGUGACACGUAGGCAGAUCCGCGCGCAUGUUUCACGUCAGCGGCAGAUAGGCAAGUGUGUCUAGCGGCGAUGGCGGGCGGCGCGACGUCCCAGAAGAACGCGCUCAAGUACGUGAGCCUGGUGACCCUGACGCUGCAGAACGCCGUGCUGGGACUCAGCAUGCGGUACGCGCGCACGCGACCGGGGGACAUGUUCCUGUCGUCCACGGCGGUGCUGCUGUCCGAGGUGGUGAAGCUGGGCACCUGCCUGGUGCUGGUGUACCUGGAGGAGGGCGGGCCGCGCCAGACUCUCGCCGCUCUGCACUCGAGCAUCGUGCGCCAGCCCCUCGACACCCUGAAGGUGUGCGUGCCCUCCAUGGUGUACCUGCUGCAGAACAACCUGCUCUACGUGUCCGCCUCGCACCUGGACGCCGCCACCUACCAGGUCACCUACCAGCUCAAGAUCCUCACCACGGCCGUGUUCGCCGUGCUGAUCCUGCGGCGGACUCUCCGCGCGGCCCAGUGGCUGUCCCUGGUGGUGUUGGUCGCGGGGGUGGUGCUGGUUCAGCUGAGCCACGCCCAGGAGGCGGGUGGCGCCCAGCGCGCGGGCCCGCAGAACCGCCUGCUGGGCUUCGGGGCGGCCCUCGCCGCCUGCGUGCUCUCCGGCUUCGCGGGCGUCUACUUCGAGAAGCUGCUCAAGGGCGGCGGGGCGUCCGUGUGGAUGCGCAACGUGCAGCUGUCCCUGCUCUCCGUGCCGCUGGGGCUGUUCACCAGCCUGGCCUACGACUGGGGUGCGGUGCGAGAGCGCGGCUUUCUCGCGGGCUACGACGCCUUCGUGUGGUACCUGGUGGUGCUGCAGGCGGGCGGCGGGCUGCUGGUGGCGGUCGUCGUCAAGUACGCCGACAACAUCCUCAAGGGCUUCGCCACGUCCCUGGCCAUCGUGGUGUCGUGCGUCGCCUCGGUCUACCUGUUUGACUUCGAGGUGACGCUGCAGUUCGCGCUGGGCGCCGCCUGCGUCAUCUGCUCCAUAUUCCUGUACAACCACGUGCCCAAGUCCGCUAAGGCCUCGGAGAUCACCGUAUAGCAGUGCGCCCUGGCCUGAGCCCAUCACCGCCAGUAUUACCAUGUGCCAACCCCGGGGAUUCUAUUCUUUCAACUAUAGUUUUAAACGCAAAUCUCAAAAAUGCUUAGCUACAAGUAAACACAAAUUACUAUGUUUACUUAAUAAAUAAUUUAUCCAUAGGGAUACGCAUUUUCGUGAAAAAAAUCUGUACGCCUAUUAGACUGCGACAAAGGUGUACCCACACCAGCAGUUUAUCUUCCUUGUGACUGGCGGCCGUCUGCGAGAGAAGUCUUCGCCUUGUUUCACGUUGGUUCUUGGAUUUCUUGGUUGAUUUCAAUUGUAAUGAACGUUCUUGUAAGUCCCCGUUCAUUUUCUUAACCCUGCUUGCAACGUGUCGCUUCAUUGUAAAGAUUUAUUACAUUAGCCAUAGAAGUACGUAGUACGUAAUUUUUUAAAAAUAUUUAUAAUGCUAAUUCUCACUUCAAUUUAGAGCUUCACUAAACAAAAUUGAUUUUAAGUUGCCACCAAGACUAAAAGAAAUUCCACAACAAAUUUUCUUUUUGAAAAAAUCAACUAUUCAUCUUUGAGUAGUGGCUUAUUGGAAAUAGGUGAAUAGUAACUAAAGUUAUUUAUGUUAGGUCAGCUACAUUAAUAGGUAUUUGUUCGGUAUCACGUAUCCUGAUGGCAUGAUCCUGUAAAACUGUGGUACAUGGUGCUAGUAUGUUGAUAGAUCCUGAACAUUACAAAAAUAACACAAUACAAACAAAUUAUGUCAGGUCAUACAAAUUUUAUUUUUGUAUUCAACUUGCGAUCAUAAUUAAUUUUUAUAUAACAAAUCCAGGAUCUGUCGAAGUACUUAAUUAAAACGGCAAGCGUCAUGUACCACAGGAUCAAUGUGUACAGGAUCAUGCCCUCAGGAUCGAGGGAUUAACUUGGCUACGUGAUACGGAACUUUCACCCAUUAGUACCUAAUACGUAAUUGAAAUGUAAUCUUAUUUUAUGUAGUCUAUCUAACCUAAUCUACCUUACAUUUUAUCUCUUAUUUGCUUUAAUGUCUAAAAGCAGUUUUUCUCUAGCAUUACCCCCCUCCCCCCUGUUUUUUUUUUUUUUUUUACAAACCAAGCAAGAGUUCAAUAUAGGCUAAAUUACAGUUUAGCUGGAAGUUUAAAGUUUAGUUUCGAAAGGGUUCUGUUACUUAUUUUCUCUCUCUAUUGGAAAUUGUGUUUCAGCUGUAGCUAAAGUAAUGCUCAUAGUGUCAAAGUUUCGUGGUUGUGUCAGAUUUGUAGCACAGUUUUGGUGUUGCUCUGUAGCUAGCGGCAAGCCGUCGUAACAUGGUCGGUGGUCUUUGAGUGUUGUAAGAGUGCUAGUGGUCCCAGCUCGUAACAGUUUCAUACAACGUGAACGUAACUUACGAUGCGUUGUGAACAUCACAUGUUUCAAUGUUUCGAAUGAAGGAUAACAAAUAGAGACUUGUUGACUUGUUCGGAACUCGUUAAAGACAAUGUGAUAGGUGGGCAGGAAGACUGGUAAACAUUCUCCUGAAAAAAAGAGAAGGUUAGAACCCGUGUGAGUGGAACGAAAUGGACGACAAUUGUGCUUAAGGCAAGAAAUGAGACUGAAAGUGGAGCGGAGUGGAACAUAAUGUGCCACAAUGCUAAACAACAUUUGUAAGUUAAUAAUCAACAAAAACAGUGGCAACCAUGAAUAUGACGGAACCUCAUUACAAAGUAACUCAGCACUUUAAGGUUAACGUACAUUUAUAAUUUCCAGAUAAGUUACCUGUGAAAUGUUUAACAUUUAGUAACAAUUCAAUAUAAAGUAUUUUUGUUACCAACAGCUUUAGCUAUGGUUUGUUUUAGGUACGUUGUAAUGAGAUUUCACUGUAUGGAUUCACUUACUGGUAUUAUUAUUUUAAUAUUUUUUUUAGGGUUUGACUACAUACAAUUGUGUGUUGUUUUUUUUUAGUUUUUUUUUUAACAAAUAUUGUAUUAACAAGUAUUGUUUAAAAAAAAAAAAAUUGUAUUAACUUAAUGAAAGUAUCUAUAGUUCAUUACAUCUAAUCUCAACAUUCGGAAAUUCACUUCUUGGAGUCAUUUUUGUCAACAGCUGCACCAAAUUCAACUUUAACCUAGUUUCAGUUAACAUAUUUUCCGACAGACUGCAUGUUAGGACAAUCAGAUCCAGUUCUAAUGACAUCCGUGACAUCUUGAUUGCAAAAGAACAUUCGGAAAAAGUUCAUAUUAGCUGAGUUGCUCUAUACACACUUUUGUUUUUUCGACAAAUUGUACUGAAUAUAGGUAUUUUCAAAUUACACAAAAGACAAAAAUCUAAUAUAAGCAUCAGCCAACUUUUAACUUUUUACUUUUAUAUGGAGUGAAUUGUUUCGUAAAUGUUCAAAGAUUCAGGUGUUAUGUGUAUUGAAAGCUUAGAUUCUACAUGUUUUUACUUUACUAACUAUCGCUCAGUGUACUCAAGUGAUGCUUUAAAGUCAAAUUGUUAAUAAUUUCACACAUACAAAUUCUGAAAACAUUAGUUAUGAAACAAAGCCCGAUAAUAAUUUUUUCUACAAUUUUACAGUUUCAAGCUAAAUGUUGGUGUUGUCUUGCGAUGCAUGUUUUAUUAAACUACAAUAGUUUUCAUGAAUGUUGGAUGUUUGCGCUCUUGUGUUUCUUGCAGAAUUAUCUUUCUUGGCAAUGAGCAUCAGUGACAGCAAAAUAUAUGGUUCAAAUUCAAAAUUUAAAUCUUAUUAACUCUAGCCACAUUGUAACUUGUUGCCUGUGGUUGUGUAUUAAGCUACUCCGCUGUGUGUGCUAGCUUAAGAAAUGUAUUACACUGGUUUUGCCCCUCAUAACAAAAGUGGCACUCAUGAAUUCUCAAGAUUAAACUGGAAAAAUAAUUUCUUAAAAGUUGUGACAUUGUAUGAGUAUUCCCCAGAAAAAAAAAAAGCUGUUCCAAAUUUCAGUUGGCUUCUUUGAAAGACUUAAAACAGAUAGACCAUAGCGGGCUGUAAAAGUUAAGGUUGGAAAUAAAACUUUUAUCUGUAGGCUAGACACAUCUAUAGUUUUGAUGAAUCAAUUAUCUCCACACAAAUUUAAAAAAAAAAUGAAAGAAAUUGAAUCAGGAAAUUAGAUUUACAAAAGCCCGUUCAAUGUUCAGUUAUUAUCUCUGGCCUUUACCAUUAAAAACUGCGGAAUAAGAUAUAACUUUUAUCAGCUCCUAUUUACACGCUGAGCUAAUUGUUACUUAUAAUUCCAUUCCGUAGGGCAUCAGGGGUAUAAUGAUAGACUAUAAAAAAAUUUCUCAUAAAAUCUUUGCGAAAAGUUCUACGUCAAGUCUCAUUUGUAUUUAUAAGCUGUCAAUUUUCCAAGCUGAGACAAGUUGUCGUAUGUGAGUUGUAUAGGGAAAUUGCAUACACAUUUAAUAUUGCAAAACUGACAACCUAUUUAAAUAAACAAAAUAUAUUACAUUUCUAAAUCACCCACAAAUUUUAAAUAAGUAGUGUCAAGAUUUUAUGGUUUUAUUUUUAGUCCAAUUUCAUUUUUAAAAACAGUAUUUUGGUGUUUUUAUUUUUAUAAAAGCGGUUUUUUAAUAAUUACUCCACCAGAAUAGUGGUAAAAUUUACAAGCUGCAUUUUUUUGGAUAAAUAAUUAUUUUUAUAAAUUGGACUUUAACAGAUACAUUAAGAAUACAAAUAAAAUAGCUAGCAUAUAUGGUUCGAAAAUUGAUCCAGUAAGAGAUGCACAGCUAAAACAAAUUAAAUUAUCCAUGAUAAAUGAUCCAUUAAAAUGUGGUUAAAUACUACUUAAUUUCAUGAUAUAACUUGCAUUUUGGUGCUAUAUAUUGGUAUACUGAAUAGCAUUUUGGUGUUUUACGGUGUUUUGAGAUGGUUUUCGUUAUUUCGAUUUUAUCGUAAUCCACCAUAUAAUCUUGUCCAUAAAAAUAACUGAACGAAUCAAAGUAGUACAAUGCAGACAGUCGCAAGAACGCACUGAUGCUCAGGGACGGAUACGCCACAAGGCGGAAUCAGUCGCUUGCCGCUCAUAACACAAGUUAACAGCUUUUAUGAUACGUAAUUGUCUUGUACUUAAUAAACAUUCAGGUUUACGUUCAGACUUAAAUGAUAACGUAACCAAAAUUAUAUUGUAAAUCACUUGUGUUGGAUUAUGACUUCCAUAGGAUAAUGUAUUCUGUAAAAGUAUGAUUUAUGAGUCUAGUUAGGUUUAUAUUUAUAUAUAUUUAUAUAUAUAUAUAUAUACACAUACACACACACACACACACACAUAUAUAUAAGUUUUUAAAUGAU